AUGGAAACAUUGAAGGAUUGGUGGGAGAAGGAGGAGGAGGAGGAGGAGGAGGAGAAGGAUGAGGAUUCGGGGAUUGUGAAGGUUAAAACCGAACCACAAGAAGUGUUGAUGGAAGUGAACCAAAAGAUAAUGUGCACAUUUCACACAGAAAGCUGCAAAAUGAGGAAAAAGCUCGUUUGUUUCUGGUUUAUAUUAAAUGCAAUUGAUCGGGAGAAGGGACUGGGCUCAUUGGCAUUGUUUGGAGACCAAAACGCCUGCAAAUUAUACAUUGGUGAUGUUAUUGUUGUUACCAAAUACAUAGAGUUGGACAAUCAACCAAUGAACUAG
This is a messenger RNA of Echinococcus granulosus, 327 nucleotides long. RefSeq lists its product as hypothetical. Bases 1 to 327 code for a protein of 108 amino acids. The record is from RefSeq and is a predicted model, not a curated record. The transcript has 3 exons. Lineage: Eukaryota; Metazoa; Platyhelminthes; Cestoda; Cyclophyllidea; Taeniidae.